AAAGAAGGACACUGGAAAAUUCCACAUCAGCGAUCGAAGACUGUCUGUCUGCUGACUCUCCUCCAAUCGACUCAGCGAAAUUCGUCAAUUAUAUUCGGUAAAAUAUUUUAUCGUAAUAACAUUUUGAAGACGAUUCGCCAGUCUUAUGAUAUAUUGGAUCGAACUGAAUAAGGAUUCGGCACUUUUUUAAUCAGGGUUAACCACAAUGAGCAAGGGUGAGAAGUUGCAUGCUGAAAUGGUACAAGCACGUCAGAACGAUGGCAUCAAUGUGAUCUUUGAAGACUCCCUGUCCAAUUCUGGUUUGCGUCUUUCACGAUCCAGAAGUGGUUCCAGUAGUAGUCGAUCCUCUGGAUCUGGCAGAAGAGGUCGUGGCAGCUACAGAGGGCGUUACAGGUCUCCAUCGACUUCGUCAUCUUUGUCCAGUAGUAGGUCACCCUCUUGUCCCAGGUCCCGCUCUCACCCUCGUUGCCACAGACGUUCUUCCCGCUGCCACAGUCACAACAGAUAUGGACGUGGACGAUACCGCCGUUCGCCACCACGUCGCUACAGGGCCUAUUCUCGCUCCUACAGCCGCUCUCCUUCAUCAAACCGUUCCUUGUGCAGCAGAAUCUACAGACCCCACUUUAGGUCUAGCCGCUUAAAGGGAAGGAGUCGCAAAUUAUCUCAAUCACCGUCUACUUCCUACAGAAGUCGCUCAAGGUCCAGAUCUUCAAGAUGCUCCGUCAGGUUGACUGUGGACGAUAAAAGGGAACUCCUCAAAGUCGCAGAGGCUAAUGCUAAAAAGCUGCUCAGUGUGGACGAGCUGGAGCUUCCUGAGAGUCUGAAGCAGAUUCUGCCAGAACCACCUGUGAAGCCCAAACAAGUCCCCACAGAACUGAGAGUGAGACAAGACUCUGAAAGUGUGUCGUCACAGAAGUGCCCUUGCAGUUCGCCUUAUCUCCUUGCUACUGCGUUUGUUUUGCAGACAGCUCGAGGUUAGUGUUUUGUUGAAUUUUCCUGUGUCUUUUGUUAACCUUUGGACCACACGUGGGAACAUGCAUUCUCUCUAUUUAUUCCUGUCUUCAUAGAUAACUUGACAGUGGUCUCCUUCACUGAACACCACCUGGAGUUAGAGUGCUGUCAUGUGACUUGGGUGACGACAUAAUGUGUUUUUGCGUGAAAGGUUAUUUUUUAUAACGUUCACCAGUCGUUUGUCAACAGUACACUAACAUUUAUGCACCACAAUCACACACACUUUACCUUCUUGUUUCAAUCCCAGUAAUGCUAAAUACAAACAAUAACUGCAUUUUAAUUCACAUUCUGAUAUCAUAUUUCAUACAGUGGAAAUUUCUCAUUUUUUAUACAAAUGUGUGUCUGCCUGCCGUUGAAAUGGGUCGUUGUUAUCUAGCAGAGUCUUCCACUCGCUGAAGGACCACAGGCAUGUGGACGGCAUUAUAGUGACUGUAUUCCUGUCAGGAGAACUAAAAACAGAUGAAGAACUCCUCUCUCCAUAUGCCAAAGAUAAGUUGGUACAUGAGUCCUUUGAGGGUUUGGAAUCCUGCAUCAUUCUGCCACAGUAGACACAA
Molecule: messenger RNA, 1565 nt
Organism: Thalassophryne amazonica
Lineage: Eukaryota; Metazoa; Chordata; Actinopteri; Batrachoidiformes; Batrachoididae
Gene: rsrp1
Product: arginine/serine-rich protein 1
Exons: 4
Coding region: 206-979 (257 amino acids)
Source: RefSeq, a predicted model, not a curated record